Mizuhopecten yessoensis (Yesso scallop) is the source of this 2642-nucleotide messenger RNA. Its product is annotated as mediator of RNA polymerase II transcription subunit 15-like. The transcript is spliced from 14 exons. The record is from RefSeq and is a predicted model, not a curated record. Bases 101 to 1897 code for a protein of 598 amino acids. NCBI's taxonomy places the organism in Eukaryota, Metazoa, Mollusca, Bivalvia, Pectinida, Pectinidae.
CAACUUCCGGUUAUGGAGUUUAUGCCAUAACAAUAUGUACGAAAUUAAUUUAAAGUGGACGUGAAACUAUCGGGCACUUGUGCCAGAAAAUCGCAUAAAUAUGGCGGAGGCUGCUGACCAUAAACGGGGACGCGACACCAUGCCAAGGCAGGGCAAAGUUGAAAAUGUGUGUAAGCAGUGGCUUGUACAUGAAGAUGGAGCCUUGGCUUAUGAGAUACAAAACAAAGAGAUUGAACGACACUAUGGCAUCAACCGGUUCAACCGGAGGACGGUUCGUGACGACAUCCCUGUGGCUAAGGUCCUGCAGACUGACGAGGAGGUUCGGCAGCAGGAGGAGCGCUACAGUGAGCUACAGGCUCUCAGAGUACAGGCUGAUGAGGACCAAGAAAUUGCCCGUCGUGUGAUGGAGGAGAUUGAAGGGGAGGAGACUGCUAGACAGAGGCAGAGAGAGCUACAUGACGAGGAAAUUGCCCGAAUUGCACAAGAGAAGGAAAAGCAGAAAUAUGAACGGUACUUGGAGAAGAAGAGGGGGAAAGACUUGAAGAAAGAACGGCACAUUUUGGAGAAACAACUGGAACAGCAUAUGGUGGAGGCCAGGCUAGCGUCAGGGGAAGAAGGCCUUGAUGAUGCCAUGCAGGGUAUGCACGUGUCUACAGCCGGCGAACGAGGCUCCUUCUCAGGGCGACAAGUCAACGGGGGCAGAAAGUUGACUCCGGGAGGUUUCAUUGAAGAUGAUGGAGACUUUUCCGACUUUUUCGCUGUUCCUGAUCACGUAGAUGACAGCCAAAAGAAGGUCAUACAAGAAAUGCAGGAUGAGGAGCUUGCAAGACUACUACAGGAACAAGAACACAAGCGAACAAAGGCAGAAGUUGAUCGAAGCAAACUUAAGGAAAUUGAAGAGCAGGACGAGCGACUUGCCAAAAUCAUACAGGAACAGGACAAGCUGCGUAUGAAGAGAGCAAAACAGCGCAAGAAACAACAGCAACAGGAGGAGCACCGGCGGCAACAGCAAAUGACAAACAGCAGUCCUGCUGCUCGACCUUUGCCUGACCUACCAGGUCAAAGGUUAUCUUCGUCCGACUCACCUAUGCCUCCAGUACAAAGGCCUGCAGAGCGUACUCGGUUACGACGAGACAGUUUUCUACAGGGAAUUGACAGCAGUCAGAUUCCUCCUCCAUCUGUCAGUGGUGACACGCUUCAGUCACGUCAGUCCGGUCGGCUUUCACGCCCCAUCGACCUACCUCAGGAUAGCGUACAGAACGUGGAGCGGUGGCUUGCAGGUACAACCACAGCAGCUGAUCCAGCGGAUGUUCACCAUCACAUGUUGCCCUCCCCGUCUCCCCCGGGCAGUUACCACAGUGAAGAGGAGAUGCCCCCAUACAGACCCCCCCAGCCUCCCAAACACGUGUCAGUUAUAAACACUGCCUCCCCUCCUAACCCCGCCCAUCGUGGGCGUAACCAAACAGAAGAAGAACCCUGCUACGCGGUCAGUAACACCAUGUACAACAUUGCCGCAGCCAUUGAUCCCACAUAUAAGCGGCGACAGCAUCAAAUACACGAGGAAACGGAUGUGAAGAUACCCAUACAGCUAGCGAGUUCACUCCCUACCAGUGGAGAGAUGGAUUUGGAAUGGGACCUAAAUGUAAGGGGCAGUCUCCGACGUCCAAAGGGCACCUGGAACCCAGGCUCCAACUAUCACACCACCGAGGGUUCUUUACAAAGAGAUGAUAGCUUUACGGACGAGGGGCCGGUCCUGAAUCCCUGGCAACCAGUCCAAGGUCAAAGAAGGUCAGCAUCGGACCGCAACAAACGGCCAAAGAAAUCUGUUGCGUCCACUUCAGCUACUGCUGCGACGACAAAGGGUCAGAAAAACAACAGCAGCUGCAAACAGCAGUAACAUGUCUCGGUGAAAUUGUUAGUGUCACACUGUAUGGCAUCAUCGAUACUCCAGGGGUUACGCUCACUUUCCCUCUCUGCACCCCUGGAAUAUAUCAUAGCAAAAUCGAAGGCACAUGACUAGCUACUUGAUUGGUCUCAGGUUAAAAAAACCUUACCAAUCGCUUAGGCUGAUACCUGUCAAUUUUACUGUAACGUGACCAACCGAUUCUUUUGAUGUACAUCAAAGGGUCGAACUAGCUAGUCUUCCUGUCUCAUCCACAUCCAAGUGUACACUGAGCCUUCAUUUUUGUCAUGACAUAUUCCAGGGGUGCAAGGAGCAAAAGUGAGCAUAACCCCUGGAUAUCAAGCAGGACUGCAUUAGGACAUGAAUCUACAGAAGCAAUAUAAAUGGUUAAUAGAAAAAAACAAGUGGUGUUGAUAGGGGUUGUUGAUCCAUUUUCUCAUAUUGGGUCAGGUUGAUAAUUUAACCGUGAUAGGGAAAUUCUUCAUUGUCAAAAGGCAUGGAUUAUAGUUCAUUUAUACAAUGUCAUGAUUUGGGGUUUUUUUGUAGGGGAAUUUUUCAGCAACAUUUUAAUGUUACAUAAAGUUUGUAUUGGUUUUAAUUUCUUUUGUGAUAAUUUUUUCUGCAAACAAAGAAUGAAACUCAUUUGGAGACAGGAAUAAUAAUUUCAACUGGUUAACAAAACAUUUCAAAAUAUUUAAUCUUUUGCUACUUUAUUUUUGUCAAACAUUUUCAGGUAUAC